Molecule: messenger RNA, 2490 nt
Organism: Stegostoma tigrinum
Lineage: Eukaryota; Metazoa; Chordata; Chondrichthyes; Orectolobiformes; Stegostomatidae
Gene: ubap1lb
Product: ubiquitin associated protein 1-like b
Exons: 6
Coding region: 78-1433 (451 amino acids)
Biological process (GO): ubiquitin-dependent protein catabolic process via the multivesicular body sorting pathway
Cellular component (GO): ESCRT I complex
Molecular function (GO): ubiquitin binding
Source: RefSeq, a predicted model, not a curated record
GAGCUCAGAGCCAAAAAAAGGUUACGUCUUCAUGUCAUUGUUUUCUUCUUUCUCGGAGUGUUUCAAUUGCGGUAACAAUGGGCAGCCCGGGGAAUGAAGUUUACAGCAGUUUAGGAGGAACCUCAACUUGUUUGGAUGAAGUACCUUUUAAAAUUUCUCAGAAGUUUCAGUUCGUUGCUUCAGAAGAACUGUCCGCACUAUCAAGCUUCUAUGUGCCUGAUCACUCUGAGAUAAAAACACAGUAUGAUUUCACUCUGGAAAAGAAGGUUCUGGAAUGGCUGCGAGACCAUCCCCGAAGACAGCCUCCAAGGCUUCCACCAACAUGUCCACCAUUUUGGCUUGCUUUUUCCAAUCUUGGAGAAGAUGGCACAAAUAAUAAUUCCCAGUGCACUAAAGUUCAAAACGACCAUAUGGUUUUGCAGACCAAGAGGUUCAGGAGUUUCAGUGUGACAGACAUUAAAUAUGUUCGUGCUACCGCUGUACAGUCAGACUCAGAAAGUGAUGAUGGAUACUCGGAGGAUGAUGAACUGUCAUCGUCUGAUGAAAAUGAAAAGCAGAAGCUUCCUUCAGUGCCUCAUCUCAGGAACAAAUUUAAUCUUCAUUCCAGAUUGCUAGAUGGGAGACCAGCCUCGUCCCCUUUCAGUUCGGAUAGCUCUUCCAGCGGCCAGCACUGUGAAAGAUGUCUUAGUGCUAGUUUAACUCGACUCCCGCAUAUCUCUGACCAUAGGCCAUCACCUCUUUGCAACAGUAUUGAUAAUGAGGAAGAUGUUUGGAGGCAUAGAUCAAACUGGUCACAGGGACACACACCAAGAAAAUUUUGUAGAAAAUCUCUCUGUCAGCACGAAAACAACAGAAAUGGCAAGAAUAUGAACUCAGUGCAAAUUAUGAUUGGAAGUCCACCGUUAUCCUCUACGCGAUGUCACCUGGAAAGAUCAUUUAUGUUCAGGGCAAGAACUCCACUCAGAAAACACAAAUCACCACUUCUGACCCUCAGUAAGCAUUCCUGCCUUCCGGCGCCUCCGUCAACUCCAAGACCUUUAUAUUCUCACAAAACUCUCCCAGACUCUACUGCUGACCUACUACUGGCACUGAGUCAAAAAGAGCAGGACCUCAUCCAGCCACUGAUGAGACAGGGCUACCCAAUAAGCAGAGUGAUUUGGGCGAUCCAGAACGUGGGACAACAAAGCAGAAAGCAGAUCCUCAAGUAUUUGCGUGCCUGGGACCGUCUCUGUAAGGAGGGCUAUAAGGAGACGCUUGUGGAAGAAGCCAUGGAGAUCUUUCAGAAUUCAGAGGAAAAGGCAGUUGAAUUUUUGACAUUAAUGACACAGUUCGAUGAGAUGGGUUUUCAGCAUGAUGAUAUUAAAGAAGUUCUCCUCAUCCACAACAACCAUCGGGAAAAAGCGCUGGAGGAACUUAUGACACGUGCCCGAUAGUUGGAAAAAGUUACGAUUCUACCUGCUCUGGUUUUUGUGUUGUGCCGUUAAGCAGUCUAACCCCUGACCCUCCUAGAUGCAGCAUUUAUCCUUUAUAAAGUAUUUGAAAAUGGAUCUAUCCUAACACAAAAUAGUGAGAGAUUGCAUAGCUCUGAUUUGGAGUGGAAUCUGGACGUCCUACUAUAUGAAUAGCAAAAGGCUCAUUUGCAGGUACGCCAAGUUAUUAGGAAAGCUAAUAAAUAUUGUCUUUUAUUGAGAGGGUAGUUCAGUUCAAAAGUAGGAAGGUUUUGCUUUAGCUGUACAGGGGCCUGGUAACUCCAAAUCUGGAGUACUAUGUACAGUGCUGGUCACCUUACUUAAGGAAGGAUACAAAUACAUUGUUCACAGAAGGUUUACCAGACUAAUACCUGGAAUGGGUGUGUUUUCUUUUUCAGAAUGAUUGGAUAAACUAGGCUUUCAUCUCCUGGAGUUUAGAUGAGUAAAAGGUGACUUGAAUGCAAUGUUUAAGAUCUUGAGGGGCCUUUAACAGGGUUGAUGAGUUUCCUUUUAUGGAGAAUUUAUAUCCAGGGCUUGCUGUUGAAAAGUAAGGGGUUGCCUAUUUAGAGGCCAGACGCCAACUCUCUGACACCACCUCCUACCGCCCCCUCGAUCAUGACCCCACACCCGAGCACCAAACCAUCAUCUCCAACACCAUUCGUGACCUCAUCACCUCAGGGGACCUCCCACCCACAGCCUUCAACCUCAUUGUUCCCCAACCCCGCACAGCCCGUUUCUAUCUCCUUCCCAAAAUCCACAAACCUGCCUGCCCUGGUCGACCCAUCGUCUCAGCCUGCUCCUGCCCCACCGAACUCAUCUUCACCUAUCUGGACUCCAUUUUCUCCCCUUUGGUCCAGGACCUCCCUACCUACGUCCGUGACACCACCCACGCCCUCCACCUCCUCCAGGACUUCCAAUUCCCUGGCCCCCAACACCAGAUCUUCACCAUGGACGUCCAGUCCCUAUACACCUGCAUUCCGCAUGCAGAUGGCCUCAAGGCCCUCCGCUUCUUCCUGUCCCG